This is a messenger RNA of Lathyrus sativus (Indian pea), 2463 nucleotides long. The record is from the annotation of a GenBank genome assembly. NCBI's taxonomy places the organism in Eukaryota, Viridiplantae, Streptophyta, Magnoliopsida, Fabales, Fabaceae.
AUGGAGCGCUUCAUUGAUAACUUACCGCCGAUGGAUCUGAUGCGAUCGGAGAAGAUGACUUUCGUUCAACUCAUCAUCCCGGUCGAGUCCGCUCAGCGUGCCGUCUCCUAUUUAGGCGAACUCGGUCUUCUUCAAUUCAGAGACUUAAAUGCUGACAAAAGCCCUUUCCAGAGAACGUUUGUUAAUCAGGUAAAGCGAUGUGCAGAAAUGUCAAGAAAGCUACGAUUUUUCAAGGAUCAAAUCGAUAAAGCUGGUCUAAUGUCGUCUUCUCGUACUCUAUUGCAACCGGACAUUGACUUGGAGGAUUUAGAGGUACAUCUUGCUGAGCACGAACAUGAGCUAAUUGAAAUGAACUCUAAUAGUGACAAGCUUCGGCAAUCAUAUAACGAACUUUUGGAGUUCAAGAUUGUAUUACAGAAGGCAUGCAGUUUUCUUAUUUCUAGUCAUGGUCGUGCUAUUUCAGACGAGGUAGAACUACAAGAUAAUGUGUACUCAAAUGGGGACUAUGUUGAUACAUCAUCUUUGCUUGAUCAGGAAAUGAGACCCGAGCCAUCAAAUACGUCUGGUUUAAGAUUUAUCAGUGGGAUAAUUUGUAAAUCCAAGGCUCUUAGGUUCGAAAGAAUGUUAUUUCGUGCUACAAGAGGCAAUAUGCUUUUCAAUCAUGCACCAGCUGGCGAACAAAUCAUGGAUCCUGUUUCAACUGAGAUGAUUGAGAAAACAGUAUUCGUUGUGUUUUUCUCCGGGGAACAGGCAAGAACAAAGAUUCUGAAAAUUUGCGAGGCAUUUGGUGCAAAUUGUUAUCCUGUUCCUGAAGAUAUAAGCAAGCAUGGCCAAAUAACUAGGGAGGUUACAUCACGUCUUACUGACUUAGAGGCAACUUUGGAUGCUGGGAUUAGGCACCGGAACAAGGCGCUGGCUUCUAUUGCAGACCAUCUAGCAAAAUGGAUGGACCUGGUAAGAAGAGAGAAGGCCGUGUAUGAUACACUGAACAUGUUAAAUUUUGAUGUCACUAAAAAAUGUCUUGUUGGAGAAGGAUGGUGCCCUAUGAUUGCAAAAACACAGAUGCAAGAGGCACUGCGACGUGCAACUUUUGAUAGCAAUUCUCAAGUUGGCAUAAUCUUCCAUCAAAUGGAUGCAGUGGAAUCGCCACCUACAUAUUUUAAGACCAACACUUUCACAAAUCCUUAUCAGGAAAUUGUUGAUGCAUAUGGUGUUGCAAGAUACCAAGAAGCAAAUCCCGCAGUUUACACAACUGUUGUAUUCCCCUUCCUAUUUGCUAUGAUGUUUGGGGACUGGGGUCAUGGAAUUUGCCUGUUGCUGGGAGCAUUAGUUCUUAUAUCACGUGAAAACAAGCUCAGUACACAGAAGCUUGGAAGCUUCAUGGAGAUGCUAUUUGGUGGUCGAUAUGUGAUUCUCUUGAUGUCACUAUUUUCAAUCUAUUGUGGGUUAAUCUACAAUGAGUUCUUUUCUGUUCCUUUUCACAUAUUUGGCCCAUCAGCAUUUCAAUGCCGGGAUACUUCAUGCAGGGAUGCACAUACUAUUGGUUUAGUCAAAUACCGUGAUCCAUACCCAUUUGGUGUGGAUCCUAGCUGGCGUGGAAGUCGUACAGAAUUAUCUUUUUUGAACUCUAUGAAGAUGAAGAUGUCCAUUCUGUUUGGUGUGGCACAUAUGAACUUGGGAAUUAUAUUAAGUUAUUUCAAUGCUCGUUUCUUUGGAAGCUCAUUGGAUAUAAGGUACCAAUUUGUGCCGCAGAUGAUUUUCCUUAACAGUCUCUUUGGAUAUCUUUCCCUUCUCAUUAUUGUUAAGUGGUGUACUGGCUCUCAAGCAGACCUUUAUCAUGUGAUGAUAUAUAUGUUUUUAAGCCCUACGGAUGAACUUGGUGAAAAUCAGUUGUUUUGGGGCCAAAGACCACUUCAAAUUGUGUUAUUGCUUUUGGCUAUAAUUGCAGUUCCAUGGAUGCUCUUUCCAAAACCUUUUAUACUAAAGAAGCUUCAUACUGAGCGAUUUCAAGGCCGUAGUUAUGGUAUUUUGAAUACUUCUGAAAUGGAUCUUGAGGUAGAGCCAGAUUCUGCCAGGGAACAUCAUCAUGAAGAGUUCAAUUUCAGUGAGGUUUUUGUUCACCAAAUGAUUCAUUCCAUCGAGUUUGUUUUAGGUUCAGUUUCUAAUACGGCAUCAUAUCUUCGACUGUGGGCAUUAAGUUUGGCUCACUCCGAACUUUCUACCGUUUUCUAUGAGAAAGUGCUGCUUCUUGCUUGGGGGUAUGACAAUCUCAUCAUUCGGUUAGUGGGGCUAACUGUUUUUGCCUUUGCAACUGCCUUUAUACUACUCAUGAUGGAGAGUCUCAGUGCUUUUCUUCAUGCCCUGCGGCUUCACUGGGUAGAAUUUCAAAAUAAAUUCUACCAUGGUGAUGGCUACAAGUUCAAGCCUUUUUCAUUUGCUUCUUUAACGGAAGAUGACGAUUGA